Molecule: messenger RNA, 1850 nt
Organism: Carcharodon carcharias (great white shark)
Lineage: Eukaryota; Metazoa; Chordata; Chondrichthyes; Lamniformes; Lamnidae
Product: prenylcysteine oxidase-like
Exons: 6
Coding region: 236-1720 (494 amino acids)
Biological process (GO): prenylcysteine catabolic process; prenylated protein catabolic process
Molecular function (GO): prenylcysteine oxidase activity
Source: RefSeq, a predicted model, not a curated record
GUGACGGACGGGAGCCCAAGCCUGUAAGAGGUGGAUCGCUCGUGUUGGGUUUGUGAUCCGGUUCCAGGGUUUUCGAGGUACUGCCUGCACCACUGAGACGUUCUAUCAAUGUCAGUCUUGCACCGUCGGUAACCUCCUCAUUGCUGCGCCUCCUGACUGUCACCGAGUUUUGGACACUCCGUCCUCUCUCACUUCGUACUGGCACUGGAGUCAGUGAGUUUGCACUUUGUACAACAUGGCUGGUAGUGCUGGCCUAACCCUUACGUUAAUAAUCGGCAUUGCAGUCACCCGUUGCCAGCAGGAAGAGGCGCCCCCGAAAAAAAUAGCUAUAGUAGGUGCAGGAAUUGGAGGAUCUUCAGCUGCCUAUUUCCUAAGACGGGAGUUUGGUCACAAUGUUAAAAUUGAUGUCUAUGAGAAGGGCACUGUUGGAGGCCGACUAGCUACGGUUACUGUAAAUGGUCAGCAGUAUGAGAUUGGCGGCUCAGUCAUUCACCCACUCAAUCUUCACAUGCAAGACUUCGUCAAACAUUUAGGUUUGAAGCACAGAAAAGGCGUUCCAGAGAAAGUGGCACUGUUCAAUGGGGAGCAGUUUGUGUUUGAAGAGUCUGACUGGUACCUUCAAGAUCUGUUUAAAAUGUGGUGGCGGUAUGGCUUUAGUUUACUGCGACUGCAGAUGUGGGUGGAGGAGAUAGUGGAGAAGUUUAUGAGGAUCUACAAGUACCAGUCCCAUGGCUACGCUUUCAGUACAGUGGAGGAAAUGCUACAGUCAUUGGGCGGGGAGCGUUUCAUUAACAUGACACGGCGACCUGUGGCAGAGACCUUGCAGGAAUUGGGAAUCUCACAACGCUUCAUUGAUGAAAUAGUUGCUGCUAUUACAAGAGUGAACUAUGGUCAGUCAGUAACCAUCCCUGCAUUUGUUGGAGCAGUAUCAAUAGCUGGGGUCCAGGCUGGCCUUUGGGCUGUGGAAGGAGGAAAUAAACUGAUUUGUUCCCAGUUACUUGAUUCAGCAAAAGCCCAUGUUAUCCAUGCCACAGUGACUUCAAUUUCUCUGCACCCAUCAGGAGAUAAUUCCCUCUACCAAGUGAAGUUUGAAAAUGAAGAUGAAGGUGGUUAUGACUUCUAUGACAUUGUAGUCAUUGCAACUCCUUUACAUCAGGAAACUACAAACAUCACCUUCAGUGAUCUGACACCACCAAUCACAGAUUUUCCUGGUCACUACCAACAUAUGAUUGUUUCUAUAGUGCACGGUUACCUCAAUUCCUCAUAUUUUGGAUUCCCGGAUCCCAAACUCUUUCCAUUUGCAGCAAUUGUAACAACAGACAGCCCAAAACUUUUUAUGUUUAGCACAUCCAGUAUUUGUCCAGUGAAUAUCACCAAUAAUUAUAGAAGAAAGCCAACACAAGAGGCUGCUGUAUGGAAGGUCUUCUCCCCAUCCCCCCUCACCAAAGAACAACUGAAGACACUCUUUCGUUCAUACUACUCUGUCCAAGUCACUGAUUGGCUGGCAUAUCCUCUAUACACCUCAGUGAAAGAAAUCCCUCCCAUAAUUCUACAUGACAACCUGUACUAUUUGAAUGGUAUAGAAUGGACAGCGAGUAGCAUGGAAAUGAGUGCCAUUGCUGCCAAAAAUAUAGCUCUGUUAGGGUAUAAUCGGUGGCACCAACAACUGGAUAAGAUUGAUCAGAAAGAUUUGGUACAUAAAAUCAAAACUGAACUGUGAGUGAGCAAGGGCACAAACAACCUAAUGUUGAAUAAACAGACAGAUUGUGUACUGUACUUGAAUUUGAACUUUGAAUGCACCUGUUGCAGCUUCUAUCAUUUUAAUCUGAUUAAAGAAAUAUUAAAUUAAA